AUGGACGCUGAAACUUCACGUAAACCUUUGAUUCCAUCAACAAUGAACGCUAAAACUCGACGUAAAAUUGAGGAAAUGGUGAUGGAUUUACUCACAAAAGCCGAACUUGAAAAAGCCACUGAGUUCACCAUCCGACUCGCCGCUUCCGAACGACUCGGUAUCGACCUUUCCGACUCACACAGCAGAAAAUUCGUCAGAAACAUCGUCGACUCUUACCUUAUCUCCAUCGCCAAAAACAAGAAACUACCGCAAGUUUCCACCGAAGCAGUCAAUGAACCGCCGGUGGCGGGAGUGACACGCAAGAACGACGACUCUGAACUCGUUAUUUGUGAGCUAUCAUCCAAGAGGAAGGUGACUGUGGGAGAUUACGAAGGGAGGACCAUGGUGUCAAUUAGGGAGUACUAUGUCAAAGAUGGAAAACAGCUUCCCACUACUAAAGGGAUGAGUUUAUCUUCUCAACAAUGGUCAACCUUCAAGAAUAGUGUUCCUGCCAUAGAGGAAGCUAUCACAGAGCUGGAAGGAAGGUUAAGGAGAAGAUCAGGGCAUAGUGGCUGGAAAAAUGUUCCUGUUCAGCCUGUCCCUAUUGAGCCUGCCUCUAUUGAGCCUGUGCCCAUUGAGAUUGUCCCUAUCGAGAUCGUCCGUUUUGAUGGGAAGAAUUACCAAGUUUGGGCUGAACAGGUAGAAUUACUCUUGAAACAGUUGAAGAUUGAUUAUGUGCUCACUGAACCAUGCCCAAAUGCUACAUUAGGGGAAAAUGAUGCUAGUGCUGGAGAAAUAUCUAAAGCCAAAGGGAUGGGUAAACGAUGA
Molecule: messenger RNA, 807 nt
Organism: Vicia villosa (hairy vetch)
Lineage: Eukaryota; Viridiplantae; Streptophyta; Magnoliopsida; Fabales; Fabaceae
Product: RNA polymerase II transcriptional coactivator KELP-like
Exons: 4
Coding region: 1-807 (268 amino acids)
Biological process (GO): positive regulation of transcription initiation by RNA polymerase II
Molecular function (GO): transcription coactivator activity; DNA binding
Source: RefSeq, a predicted model, not a curated record